Molecule: messenger RNA, 1341 nt
Organism: Gongylonema pulchrum
Lineage: Eukaryota; Metazoa; Nematoda; Chromadorea; Rhabditida; Gongylonematidae
Source: the annotation of a GenBank genome assembly
AUGCAACGGGCUGUAUUCAAACGUCUACCGAUAACACACUGCGCCCUGUCACUGCUACCGUUUGAUGAUCCCGUCUGCUCGCAGGAUGAUGGUAUCAUAUUCGAUUUAGCCCAUAUUAUUCCGUACUUAAAGAAGCACGGCGUAAAUCCAGUAACUGGUAAGAAAAUGACGGCAAAAGAAUUAAUCCAUCUGAAAUUCGACAAAAGCAGCGACGGCAGCUUCCGGUGCCCGGUUACCUUCCGCAUUUUCACACCUACAAGUCAUAUUGUGGCUAUUCGUCAGACCGGUAACGUUUAUUCGUAUGAAGCCGUUGAGGAGUUGAAUUUAAAGCGCGGGCAUCUGAAGGAUCUCCUCAAUGAUGAACCUUUCCAAAGGAAAGAUAUCAUCGUUUUGCAGGAUCCAACUCAUUUGGAAAAAUUCAACAUCGAACAAUUCCAUCAUAUAAAACUAGAUCUGAAAACAAAAGCCGAAAUUGAAGCUGAAAAUAAGGCUCUGAGCGAUCCAAGGUUUAACAUCCGUCGAAUGAAUAACGAAACUAAGGAGGUCUUGGAGAAACUCGCAAAAGAAUAUGUUCCACCGAGAUCCGAAGAACUGGUGGAGGAAGCGGCGGAUGAGCUCAAUGCAGCACAUUACAGUCAAGGUCGCGUAGCCGCUGGAUUAACAUCCACAACAAUGGAGCCAAUUACUAAGCAAAAAGCAGCAGUCCUUGAUGCUGAUACUGUCAAGUACUCAAGAGUGAAAAAGAAUGGUUAUGUGAGAUUGGUCACCAAUUAUGGAUCAUUAAAUAUUGAGCUGUAUUGCAAAGAGACACCAAGGGCUUGUGAAAAUUUCAUCAGACAUUGCAGUAGUGGCUAUUACAAUAAUAGCAAGUUUCAUCGAAUCAUCCGAAAUUUCAUGAUGCAAGGAGGCGAUCCAACUGGAACGGGAAAGGGCGGUGAUUCGAUCUGGGGGAGACCGUUCAAAGAUGAGAUUGUGCGUUCACUUAGCCAUGAUCAGCGUGGCGUUUUGAGCAUGGCAAAUCAGGGAAAUGACACGAAUAAAUCACAGUUCUCGUUCUCGAAUGUAUGUAUACUCUUGCGGAAAGCAUGCUUUCUUUUUAGCUUCAUCACAUUCCGCUCGUGCAAAUAUCUCGAUGGAAAGCAUACAGUAUUUGGACGGGUUGUUGGUGGCACUGAUACUCUACAGGCUAUUGAAAAAGUUGAAACUGAUGAGACCAGUCGUCCUCUGGUGUGUUUUUCUAGCUUUUUACAUAGAAACCUUCAGCUCUGUUCCGUAAGAAGCUCAGUACUUUUGUUUUUUAUGCGUUUCUUGCAGUUAUGCAAUGCAGAAAACGCAUAUUGA